Molecule: messenger RNA, 1401 nt
Organism: Diplodia corticola
Lineage: Eukaryota; Fungi; Ascomycota; Dothideomycetes; Botryosphaeriales; Botryosphaeriaceae
Product: short-chain dehydrogenase reductase sdr
Exons: 2
Coding region: 1-1401 (466 amino acids)
Source: RefSeq, a predicted model, not a curated record
AUGCCGCUCUUCCAACCACCGCUCCACGCCCCGCCGGACUCGGCGACGGUCGAGGGCCAGACAGUCAUAAUCACAGGCUCAAACUCGGGCAUCGGCCUCGAGACGGCGCGCCAGCUGCUCCUGCGCGGCGCCGCCACCGUCAUCCUCGCCGUGCGCAACAUCCACAAGGGCGAGCUGGCCAAAGCCUCGCUGCUGUCCGACCCGGCCGUACGCCAGCGCAACUAUCCAGCCGCCCGGGUCGCUGUCAUGGAGCUUGACAUGGCCGACUACGGCAGCGUGCUGCACUUUGCUGCCGCCGUGAAGGCGACACUGCCGGCCCUGCACCUGCUCGUGCUUAAUGCCGGCUGCGGUGGCACCGGCAACGCCAACAGCCCUACAACCACGGCCAGCUCCGCCGUCGAGCCCGCCCAACGCAAGUACAGCAGCAGCACCGACGACAGCGGCGGCGCUCCAUCCUCCCCCUCCCCCUCUUCCUCCUCCUCCUCCUCCUCCUCCUCAUCCCCCGCCCGCGCCUCAGCCCAACACCCACCCCAGCACGAACCCACCCUCCAAGUCAACUACCUCUCCAACGUCCUCCUCCUCCUCACCCUCCUCGACCUCCUCCGCGCCACCUCCUCCGCCUGCGGCCGCCCCUCCCGCGUCACCUGGACCGGCAGCCGCGCCCACGCCCUCACCGCACACACCACCAUCCCGCACCUGGCCGCCUCCCUGUCAGCAGCAGCAGCACCACCACCACCACCACCACCACCAGCAUCCCCCGCCGCCAUGACGACCCCAACCCCAACCCCGACCCCGACCCCACCGCCACCGCCAACGACGCUACUCGGCGCCCUCGACGCCGCCGCCUUGCCUCGCAGCGACCAGCGCCGCAGCAACCGCCGCUGGCGCUUCUCCUCGCCGCUCGCGCGCUACGCCGACAGCAAGCUCCUCGCGGUGCUAUUCCUGUACGAGCUGCGCUCGCGGCUGGGGGUGCGCGGUGACGACUCCAACUUCUCCUCCUCCUCCUCCUCCUCCUCCUCCUCCUCCUCCGCCGCCGCAUUCUCCUCCUCUGACGACUCGGGCGACGCAGGUGCCGUUGCCGUCAACAUGUUCUGCCCGGGGAUGGUGGACACGCGCAUCAGCGACUCGCUGCCGUGGUACCUGCGGUGGCCGCUGGACGCGGUGAAGGCGGUGCGGGCGCGGUCGGUGGAACAGGCGGGGUGGGUGGCGGUGCACGCGGCGGUGGUGGCGGGGGCGGCGGAGUCGCAUGGGAGGUUUUUGGGGGAUUGUGAGGUUUUUGGGGAGACGGAGUUUAUCAGGAGCGCCGAGGGGAAGAGGGUGCAGGCGAUGGUUUGGGAGGAGACGGUGGCGGAGAUGUCGAAGUUGGUGGAGGUGCCGGAGUGGAUGGCGCGGGCGAGAUGA